AUGUUUGGUGAUAAAGCACUUGAGCUUGUGAAGGAACUUAAAAGAGCCAUGGAAGGGACUGUACCACCUUACAACGUGAGAUAUUGUUUACUUCUGUUUAUUCGUAAAUUGGCGGGAAAAAAUACGCACAGAACUUCCUACCAUUCAUUGAGACUUUAAAGUAGCUUUAAAGCUAAGCGUUGUGUUUUUCGCUCGGAAUUUUUACAUGCUAUGUUUGAAUGAUGUGAGACAAGUCGAUGUGCAGCAGUGAAAUGUUACAACAUUCUCUCAAACAGUACAGUCAUAUCAACAUGCAAAUCAUUUUGAGUGACUGGCUGUGAGAAUCUUAUCGAGAUGGUAAGUAUCUUUAAACUGCCGAUAUCUGUAUCGAUUUUUCCUCUCACUCAAUACCUCAUUCUCAUUUCUUCCAACAAAUUUUAAUCUUUAAGAUCGUUUUUGAUAAUUAAACUAUAUUUUGGUCCACCUUACCUAGCUCGUCACGAUAAAUUUUUUGGUGCUCUCUUUCUUUUCUUUAUACAAAUAAUUUCAUGAAAUUGAAAUGAUUGAUUUUAUUUUAUUUUGUGUAUUAAAGGAGGAUUUGAUUAGGCAGGUCCUUGAGGAAAUGAAGAUUUUGUUUGAGCAGAACCAAAGAGAAGUGUGAGUAAUACCUGAACAAUCCUCUGAAAACUACCCCAUGUAAAGAAUCACAAACUUGGAAAAUUCUAAAUUUGACGCAUAUGAGAUUGUUACUAAUUGUUAAUGAAUCAAUCUAAUCAGAAGAACCUGAUUUUUGAAAAUGGGAAUUCAGGAUGAUUAAUUGUUCUCAGAUUACAUAAUGUUGUUUUGAGGAACAACUCUCUUUGAUUGUUAUUAUUACCUUUUCUUUCAAUUUGUAUGAAGUAUAGUUGGCUAUAUUUUCAUUAAUUCAGAGUAAUGUAGACUAUGAUGCAACCCUUUAUGCUCCCAAGAUCUCAUUAGUAAUUCUCCUUACUGUCUGUUGAGAACAGUUUCUUUAAAAUUAAUGAUUAAUGUUAUAAAUUGUCACACAAUGUAACAAAAUACUAGACUGAUUGUAACGCGAAUAGGAAGAUUUCGUGACAUGAUAUUUCACAACGUUGUAAACAAAGUUCAACACUGAUUUGCAUUCGUACAGUGAACUAAAUAAGGGAAAGAAACGUGUAAUUGUGAAAUUGCAACUAAAAUAGGGUAUAUUACAGUACUUUGGGAUUGGGAAUUUACUGAACUCGUGAUUGUGGGAAAAUUACUUUAUUUCGCAACUAGAACUGUAAAACGAAGUAGCACUGAAUUGUAAGGGAGAUUGGUAUUAGAUCGUUAGAGUGUUAGUAUGUUCAGAUUGUCAGGAGUGAUGGAAGAAAAUAAACGCGUUUAGAAAACAAAGAAGUAUACAGUCCUCUUGAUUCCGCAACACUGUCUUCUAUAUAAUUCUUAUGAUGUUAAUUCUGAGAAUGUGUCAUUGGAUCAACUAAUAAUCCCCAAUUUUAUCUAGUUCUCUAUUCUCAUUACUUAUCUCCUUGACAUUUAUUGAUUGUGUAAGGAGAAAUUCUCUUAUGGUCACUCAUGCAAGUAAAAGGGUUAAUAAGCAACUAGUUAAUCAGGUUUACAUGUACCAUUAAUUUGCUAACACUAAUUAAUUAUUUCAUUUCCAUUUCCUUUUCCUUUGUUUAGUGCACUAACAGUUGAGGGAGAAACUGGUUUGUUUUCUGGAGUUCAUCUAAGGCAUGCAAGUUUAGAGAGAAAUAAAAGAUGUCUUCUUUCUUACAUGUAAGUUAAGAUAUAAAAAUAUUAUCCAGAUUAAUCAAGUUGAUUCAGUGUUUCUGGGUAAUUUUGUUCUAUUUUUUUCAGGGAAAGUCCAGGGGUAACUUAUGGGGUAUUUUGAGAUCUAUGACAUGACUGGAUGGUUUUGAUAAAGAUAAAUCUAACCAUUACCUUUCAAAGAGGCUUUUUUUUUUAGUGAAAUGUCUAUUACCCUGAAACUGAAACAGAGAUUUUACUGCUCAAGUUUAUGAGUUCAUAUUAAAAGCUUGAUGAUUUCUGAAACUCUUUUCAACAACAUUAUAAUAAUAUCAUCAAGAUCUAAUUAAUGUAUGCAAAAGCUUAAGCUAAUUUUUUGUACUCUGUAUACUUCUUUGUGUAAUUAUUUAGCUAUAACAGGAUGUUGAGGAUGAAGGACCUCAGGUGGGAGUUUGGAACUGUUUUACCUGAAGACAUCAAAUAUAAUUUAUGUGAACAAGAGGUUGGUAAACUUAAUAUGAUAAUAGCAACUACAGGUGCUUACAGCUAUAGAUGUAGCAUGUAUUUCCACUUUAUUUCUGUAGCCAACUUUUUAAGCACUACAUAAAUAAACAAUUUGAAAAUUUUUUGAUACUUCUGAUUGAGAUAUUUACACAGGGAUGAAUUUUACUGUUUUGAUAUUCCUUCUUUUUUGUAUUUCAACUAAUACUGUACGUGAAAAAAUUGCACUCUUCUGAUUGGCUAAAAAACAAGUGUAUUCUCGUGUAACAUGUGUGCAAAGUUGUAACACAAGUGCAAAUUACACUUUCAAAAUUUCAUUUGUCUUGACUUUCUGCAUUGUUUUUUUAAUGUAUAUUAUUAAUAGAUAAUACGAUUUUGAGUACAAUUUGGUGUAAUGAGGGCUUGUAAAUUUUUCAAAGACUACAAAUUGCACUUGUCUUGCAGGCUUGUACAAUUUUGUUGUCUUAAAAAAUUUACUUAUGCUUAUUUAUACCAAACUGCACUCAGAAUCAUGUCAUUACCUUUAUAAUUAAAUUUGUUAAAAUUUACUAUAGGUUCAGUGGUUUACAAAGUACAAUAAAUCACUGGCAACAUACAUGAGGACAGUUGGUUUGGACCUGACGCAGGUAACGAGACUUUCCUUCCUUUGUAAAAUAACUAAACUUUCAUUGUCAUCAUCAUUACUAAUUUGAAUACAAAGAGGGUUAAGGAGACAACAGUUAAGAGUGAUAGAAUUAAGACAAAUUGUUAUGCAAAGAGCACAGUGUCAUUCCACCCAGGAGCUUAGAUGGGUAGCAGCCAAUUGUCAGGAAAACGUGAUUAAAUGCUGGGCGAUAACCUUGCUAUGGACUGGCAUCCUGUCCAGGGGGGAGUAGUAAUACUCCUAAUUGCUUCAUGCUAUGGAAACCUGGAUAAGCUCCUGCUUACUGCCUAGUCAUAUUUGUGAAAGAUAAGAUUUCUAAAGAGUGGAAAAAGCCCCCUAAAGGUCCUAACCCUUUAACUCCCAUGAGUGACCAAGACAGAAUUUCUCCUUGCAAUAUCAAGUAUACAAGUAAUAAGAACAAAAAAAAAAUAUCAGUCAAGGGAUUAUUAGUUGAUCCUAUACCAAAUUCUCUGAACUAACAUCACAAGAACUGUAUGGCAGACAGUAAGGAGAAUUACUAAUGAGAUCUUGGGAGUGAAAGGGUUAAGGGAGGAACAGAACAUGGCUCUCAGAGGUCUGUCCUGGCACUUGUUUUGUUCUUCUGAGAUCUGUGUAAGAAUUUUUAAGAAAGCUGACAGAUGCAUCUCAUUUUGAAUUCUUAACUGACAGGACAUGAAGCCACCAAAGUCACUUUACAUAGAGGUAUGCCUUAUAUUCUUAUCCAAAGUCAACCCAUUUUUCAUAACUUAGGAGGUUCUUGUAGAGGUCUAAGCUUAUCACAUAGUUCAAAAAUAAUACUUUGAAUUCUGCAAUGCAGGUGCGAUGUCUAGAAGAUUAUGGAGAAUUUGAAACAGAAGAUGGAACAGUUUUGUUAUUGAAAAAGAAUAGUCAGGUAGGAGGAAUUAUACUUAAUAAUGGUACUUAACCCUUUAUAGCUCAACAUCAAAAUGGAUAUUCUCCUUACUGUUCUCACUGUAUUUCCCAUGGUACUGACAGAGGAAUUUGUGUAUCAUUUACAAGAUUAAUUUAUUCAGUGAUCAUCUCCUUUAUUCUCAUGACAGUAAUGUUUUAUACAAUGGUGAUGCUGUAAAGAGAAGUUCAAUGCUGGUCAAUGUUGGGGGUUAAAGAGUUAAUAUUGUUCACUCCUUUUGGGUGAUAGUCCAAUUUCAAAAUUGACAAUAUUUUCUGGGGAGUAGUGAUAAUUUGAAAAUUUUGGUAUUAGUGAUUAGAAAACAAUUGUUUUAGAAUUGCUUGAUUCCCAUUCUUUUAUUAACUUGUAGAGCAUUUAAGUUUUCAAAGCAACCAGGUGGACAAUCAGACAUAGUUUGAUGCUACUCUGGUUUAAAGAUUUAAUGAAUGUGACUGAGAAGUUACAAUCCAUAGACCUAACGUUUCAAAGCUCCUGCCUAGUGUCUUCAUAAAGGGGUGAUCUAAUCGCUGCCACAAGAGGUCCUUUUAUACACUCACUAAUUAGCUGCCCUUUUUAUACCUCGUCAGAAAAAAGGCAGCUAAUUAGCGAGCAUAUGGAAAGACCUUGUUGCAGCAAUUAGAUCACCCCUAAUGAAGGCACUAGACAAGAGUGUGAAACAUUGGGUCUUUGAAUUUUAUUUUCCUGGUUACAUUCAUUGACUCUUUAAACCAGAAUAGCAUUAAACCAUGUCUCAUAGAGCUUUGUUUCCUUCCCUCAGCAUUUCCUGCCAAGAUCUCAUUGUGAACAUCUCAUCAGACAAGGAAUCCUUGAACAUAUUCUGUAGAGCAGCAGAGUGGAUGGUCAAAUAUUCAGUAACAACAUUCACAGUCCCCUUAGCAAGCAAAUCAAAACCCUGACAAAGUUUAAUCUGGCAGCCAGAAAUGUGUGCAAUAUCAGAGCUAAUUAAGAGCCAUUUCAAUACAUUAAUAGAACUGAUGAAUUUAAUUUUGGUGAAUGAAAUAACUUGAAAUAAAGACUAUUUUAAACAGUUUUUGGAUUUCACUUCUUUUCCAAAAAGCAGCUACCUAUCUUCCCUUCCACAUUUGUCUGUGGGUUUUUGUCAGAUUAAUGUAUAUGUAUCUGUCUUUGAUUAGUUACUAAAAACCUAACUGGAUAAACAUUUGAAAUAAUGCUGAAAAUGACAG
Molecule: messenger RNA, 4990 nt
Organism: Pocillopora meandrina
Lineage: Eukaryota; Metazoa; Cnidaria; Anthozoa; Scleractinia; Pocilloporidae
Source: the annotation of a GenBank genome assembly